Messenger RNA from Aspergillus novofumigatus IBT 16806, 363 nucleotides. RefSeq lists its product as uncharacterized. The record is from RefSeq and is a predicted model, not a curated record. NCBI's taxonomy places the organism in Eukaryota, Fungi, Ascomycota, Eurotiomycetes, Eurotiales, Aspergillaceae. The transcript has a single exon. Bases 1 to 363 code for a protein of 120 amino acids.
AUGUUCAUUAUCGAAAUUACUGCUUCGUCCCGUACAGAACAAGAAGGACAGGGCUACGGAAAUGACGUGACAUUACUCGUUGGAGAACUUUGCAAAAAGACAAGGGAAAAGAGAACAAAUGCUUCAGGAGAAAGGCAGAAAAAGAAAAAGAAAAGACAAAAAGAAAAGAAAAAGAAAAGAGAGCAUCUCAAGAUUCAAGCGAGUACGGUUGGACCCCUCCCUACUGCCACCAGCCACUGUAGAUUCCUUCGUUCGGUUACAACCAACGUUGUUAACCCUGGCAUGACUGUCAAUUUCACCACGAUCUCGUGGCGAGAACACUCCUCGGCCGCAAGCUUAAUCCAGCUACUUGAAGUCAUUUAG